CUAAUUCGAAUUGUUUCUUGGUAGCUAUCGCUAGCUAGACAAGAAAAAAAAAAGAACCGAAGGAGUUGAACGACCGAUUGUUUACUGUUUUCACAGCCUCUCUUGGUGGACAUACAUUGAUCAGACGUAAACUAACGACUGCCGAUUGUAGAACAACUGUGCUGGUUCGGUACUAUCAUGGCACGAGAGCGGGGGACGCAGCCCCAGAAGAAGUCCUUCAAGGAGAGUCUGGAUGACAUCAAAGAGAAGAUGAAGGAGAAGAGAAACAAACGCUUAGCAAGCGCCUGCGCUGUGAACAGAGGGAAGCCCAAAACUAAAACAAAUGUUCAGGUAAAGCCAACUGUGCUGAAGGGUGUGCAGGAGAACAACAAAUGGCUGGCUCUUGCACUACAGGCUGAGAGGGACAAAGUGCGGCAAGCCCAGGGGGUCAUACUGCAGCUGAAAAGAGAAAGACAGGCCCUCUUCUUUCAUCUGCUGUUACUGAAACGAACGGCACUCACAACGCAGAGUUCCACCCCUGAGGCGCGUCAGCUGGACCCUGGCUCUUCUUCCUCUUCCAGCUGUCUAUUGGGGUCUGAGAAAGGAGCAGGACGUGAUUUGUAUCCUGAAGACAUGGCAGCACAAUCACCUGAGGCUGUCAGCACAGACUCUCAUUACCAUGACAACAAAUCUUCAGAGUUACCGCCAAACGUUGGUACAAGGCGUCGGCGUAGAGCUGAAGGACGGGGGUCAUUUAGUGACCCUGCUAAUUCACCUACACCUGCCACGGAAAACGCAGGCCCUCAGAACCCAGAAUCUGGACUGGCUAAAACUCAAGAGGAGACAGAGGAGGAGACGGGACUUAAUGACUGCAAUGAGAUGCUGGAGACUUGUCCUGAACCAAGCAAUGUACAGGCUAAGGUGCGCCACAGCCCCGAGCGGCCCAAGAAAAGACGGCGAGGCCCCAAACAGGCGGCUCCCAAAGAGACAUCUCAGCCCUCUCCCCAGGUGAAUCAACCCCCAGCACAGAUCCCUGAUCCCCCUUGCCCAGUGAGGGGGAGGCUGUUGCUGACGGUCCCGCAUACCCGUAGAGUGGUUGCUGCACCGCUGAAAAGGCCCUGGGAGAACAACAAGCCCCGAGCGCGCUCCAAGAGCCGAGAUCGCAAUGGCAGCCGCGGCACACAAGCACAGCCUAGCAAACAUCAGAAACACCAAGGCCCCAACCUCAACUCCUCCCUGAACAUGAAUGACUCGUUUGACUUUGACUGCGAAGAAGCAGUGCACAUGACCCCUUUUAGAGGGGGGCCCAAGACAGAUGAGCGCGAGACUGAGAGAGCUCAGGACCCACCUCAAGAAGACACUCCGCAGACUAACAGCUCUCUGUCUCUGUCUGAGGAUGAGGAGGGAGACGACAGCCUGUACAUUCCUAAAAAAAGAGCAUGCAGGAGGCAGGAGAACCACAGCCCCCCCAGACGGGCACGUUCAAAAAGGAACGCUGCGCUCCAGGGGGCUAAACAAGGGAGAAGGAGCCAGGCUCAUACUGUGGACAUCAAGCCCCAGCCCCACACAGUGGACAUCAAGCCCCAGCACCAGACAGUGGACAUCAAGCCCCAGCCCCACACAGUGGACAUCAAGCCCCAGCCCCAUACCGGGGACAUCAAGCUCCAGCCCCACACAGUGGACAUCAAGCCCCAGCCCCACACAGUGGACAUCAAGCCCCAGCACCACACAGUGGACAUCGAGCCCCAGCACCAGACAGUUUCAGAAAGGAGGACUGAAGCAGACACCGCUGCCCUCACAGAAUCCUCUUGCAAAGAAGUGCGAGUCCCGGAAUCCACUAGCACAAGAAUCCAGCCUCAGGAGUAUCUUUGCUCAGAAUCACCUCCCGAUUCUCCUGUGUUCUACUCUGAGAGACUUGAUCUGUCAGAGCAGAGUGAGGCCUCAAGUACAGCAAUCCUGGAAGGAGAAGAGCUGGAGCCUCAAAUGCCAAUUUCUUUUGAGAUGGAAGAGGAGCUACUGUUGGUUGGGGACCCGCUAUGUGGACUGACAAGCCGAAGCCAGUCUAUGGGCCUGAAGAGAGAAAAACCCUUAUUGAAAUACAGGAGAUGUGCAGGUGGAAUAGCGGUCCGGUCGGCUGUUGGCGUGGCUCUGACUGACAUGACCAAUCUCUCCCCGGCAACACGUCGUGCCCUCCCCUUUGCUCAGGACCGUGCGGUCCCUGUCCACUCCCCUGCCAUCCGCAAGCGCAGAUGCACCGCUGCUGUUGACUACAGGCAGCCCACGAUCAACUCGAAGCUGAGACGUGGUGAUAAGUUCACAGACACAAAGUUUCUCCGCUCUCCCAUCUUCAAACCGAAACCUCGUCACUCACUGAAGAAGGUGUCCAGUCUGGGAAAAUAUGACGAGUCGUUUGUAGGAUGACAUUGACCACUUUUCUGUGCACAUGUUUGUUCCCUUUUUAUCUCUGUCCUUUCUAAGACAACCAUGCGUUCCUUUAACAUUCAUUUUACCUUGUAUCAUAACUUGAAGGUUAUCAUUAAAGUUUUAUUGAAACAUCAGA
Molecule: messenger RNA, 2539 nt
Organism: Clupea harengus (Atlantic herring)
Lineage: Eukaryota; Metazoa; Chordata; Actinopteri; Clupeiformes; Clupeidae
Gene: sgo1
Product: shugoshin 1
Cellular component (GO): chromosome, centromeric region
Source: RefSeq, a predicted model, not a curated record